Molecule: messenger RNA, 4428 nt
Organism: Stegostoma tigrinum
Lineage: Eukaryota; Metazoa; Chordata; Chondrichthyes; Orectolobiformes; Stegostomatidae
Product: malate dehydrogenase, cytoplasmic-like
Exons: 10
Coding region: 69-1058 (329 amino acids)
Biological process (GO): tricarboxylic acid cycle; oxaloacetate metabolic process; malate metabolic process
Cellular component (GO): cytosol; mitochondrion
Molecular function (GO): L-malate dehydrogenase (NAD+) activity
Source: RefSeq, a predicted model, not a curated record
GGGGCGGGCCGAGAUAUCCGUUGGCCAUUUUCCCCGACGCCAUUCUCGCAGCGAGGCCGAGCGCCGUCAUGGCUGACCCAGUGAAGGUGCUGGUGACAGGAGCUUCCGGUCCAAUUGCCUACUCCCUGCUCCCCAGGAUAGCCAGCGGAGAGGUGUUCGGGAGGCAGCAGCCUGUAUUUCUGGUCCUGAUGGACCUCCCCACGAUGUGGGGUGUGUUGUCAGGGGUCGCGAUGGAGCUGCAAGACUGUGCUUUUGAACUCCUUCAAGGAGUGACUGUGACAGACCGUGAUGACGUGGCCUUCAGAGAUGUGGAUGUUGCUGUUCUGCUUGGAGCAAUGCCCAAGGCACAGAGCGUGGAGAACAAUGACCAGUUCAAGUGCAGUGUUCAGAUAUUGAGGUCCCAGGGGAAGGCUUUAGACACAUAUGCCAAGAAGACAGUCAAGGUUCUGGCGGUAGGCAGCCCUGCCAACACCAAUUGCCUCGUCGCCAUGAUGUCAGCACCAUCUAUCCCACCGGCGAAUUUCUCCUGCCUGACGCGACUGGACCAGAACCGAGCUCAGGCCCGGCUGGCCCUCGCCCUGGGGACCGGCGCAAGAGCCGUGCGGAACGUGAUCGUCUGGGGCAACUCUUCGGGCAUGCUGCACCCUGACUUCGAGCACGCCAUGGUCACAUGUGACUCCCGUCCGUUCAGGCUGCCUGGAGGCUCUGUUACGGUGAGGCACUUUUUGGUGGGGCAGGCUGCCCGACAGCGAGGGGAAACUAUGAUGGGCUGCGCCAUGUCAGUUGUGAGUGCCAUCUGUGACCACCUGCGGGCGCUGUGGUCUGGGACACAGGAGGGCGAGUUGUUGUCGAUGGGAGUCCUCUCUAAUGGAAAUUCCUAUGGAGUUCCUGAGCAGCUUAUUUAUUCUUUUCCAGUGUCUGUAAAGGAUGGUAAUUGGCAGAUCGUGCCUGGCCUGAGGGUUUCUGAUGACUCCCGGUUAAGGAUGGCCCAGUCAGCCCGGGAGCUGGUCAAGGAGCGGGAGAGAGCCCUGAGAGCACUGGUGAGGAGUAACCUCUGAGAGCUUCAUUCUGGGACCUAACAGAUUGAUCGGAGAUUCAGAGCCAAGCUGAAGGAUGAGUACACUGAUGGGAGACACUGUCAUUCUGUUCACAUCCCCCGCCCACCCUGACAUCUGGACAUUUGGUUUUAUUCACUUGUGGGAUAUUGCUGGCCGGUCAGCAUUAACUAUCCGCUCCUAGUUGUCCUGGGGAAGGUGGUGGUGAGCUGCCUUCUUGGACUGGUGCGGAGAGAUCCACAGUGACGUGACACCUAAAACAGCCCAAUAUGAAUCAUCAUGAUAUUCAGUCCAAAAGCGUUGCGCCAAACUGUGGAACUGUGCAAGUUAAUGUUCCCCAGGACAGUCUGGGCAAGAGCACCAGGAGCUAUCCUUGCUUUAGUGACCAUGUUGCAACAACACAAUGAGCUGCUAACAACUGAUGAUUGGGACCAGCUAAGAGUCUGGAAAGAUGCAGAUGUAUUCCUCCUCCUCCACCCCUCCUUACCCCAUCCCACGCUUGCACAGACACAUUCUGUUACACACACACACACACACACACACACACACACACACACACACACACACUUCAGUCCAACGUGUCCGUGCUGACCGAGGUUCCGAAACUAAACCAGUCCCACCUGCCUGCAUUUGGCCCGUACCCCUGUCAUGUACCACGCUCUGUGUAAAAUAGUUGCCCCUCCAGUUCCUUUUAAAUCUUACCCCCUCUCACCUUAAACCUUCGCCCCUCAAAUUUUGAAUUCCCCUUAUCCCUGGGGAAAAGACUUUUUUUAUUCAUCUUAUCUCUACAAGGUCACCCCUCUAUCUCUGAUGGUUUGGGGAAAAGAGUCCCCGGCAAUCCAGCCGCUCCUUAUAACUCAAACCUUCCGUUCUCAGUAGCAUCCUGGUAAAUCAUCGUACCAAACCUGGGUCCCUGCCCAAAAAGUAUCUCUGUGCCUUCCCAGCUGCCACUCGCCAGCCCAGUGCACAGCCUGGUUCAGUGCAUUGCCUUGCUCCAUCGGGAGUGUUACAGGACUCAGUCCAACGGGGUCAGAUAGUGUUGCGAGAUGCUGCUGAGCCACUGCCGGUCCAGGUCAUCAGUGAUUUGGGAGCCUGUUUGCUGCUUGUCAGAGCCGUAAUAAAAAGACUGUCUGCCCCACCAUAAGAGUGAUCUCUCGUACCGUGCUUGCGAGUUGGAUUGUUCGCACAGAGGCUCAAUCAUGACCUGAACUUCCCAUCCCGUUCAGAAACGAGCGCUUGCGUUUCCCUCUGCGUCUUUCGUGACCUCAGGACGUACAGAAACUCUUUCACCUCCCAGCAAGAUACUCCAUGCCAACCAUGAUCCCAAACUGAUCUAGUUCCACCUGCCAUAACCCUUCAAAUAUUUCCUAUUCAUGUCUUUUAAGUGUUGUAACUGUACCCUCAUCCACCUCUGGAAGUUUAUUCCACACUCAAACCACUCUCUGUGCAAAAAAAAAUUGUCCCCCAUGUCUCUUUUUAAAAAUCUUUCCCUUCACACCUUAAAAAUGUGCUCCCUAGUCUUGAAAUUCCCCCACCCUAGGGAAAAGACAUCUGCUGUUCAGCUUAUCUGUGUCCCUAAUGAUGUUAUAAACCUCUAUAAUGUCACCUCUCAACCUCCUACACUCCAGUGAAAAAAGUCCCAGCCUCUCCGUAUCUCUCCCCGUAACUCAAACCCUGGUAGAUCUCUUCCAAACCCUCUACAGCUUAAUAAUAUCCUUCCUAUAAUAGGACGACCAGAACUGGGCACAGUGCUCCAGAAGAGGCCUCACCCACGUCCUGUACAACCUCAACAUGACGUCCCAGCUCCUGUACUCCAAGGUCUGAGCAAUGAAGGCAAGCGUGCUAAACGCCUUCUUAAGCAACCCCCCCCCCACCGUUUACCUGACCAAACUUCACAGAAUUAUGUACCUGAACCCUUAGGACUCUCUGUUCUACGUGCUGCCCACCACUGAACAGGGUCGAUAGAUAACAUCUGUAAUCUGAGAAGCAAAAGAGCAGGAGUUGGCCAUGCGUCUGCUCUGCCAUUCAAUGAGAUCAUCUGACUCAGCCCCCUAUUCCUGUUUUCCCCCCACUUCCCAAAACCCUGUGAUCUCUUUAGCUCUAAGAACUAUGUUGUAGCUCUUCCUGAAAACAUUCAAUGUUUUCAUCUCAACUUCUUUCUGUGGCAGAGAAUCGCACAGGCUCCCCGCUCUGGGUGAAGACAGUUCUCAGUCCUAAAUGGCCCAGCUUGUAACCCUUAGGCUGUGACCCCCUGGUUCUGACUCCCCAGGUCAUCGGGAACAUCCUUCCUGUGUUGAUCAUGUCUGGUCCUGUUAGAGUUUUGUAGGUUUCUCUGAGAUCCCCCUCAUUCUUCUAAAAAUCCCAGUGAAUACAGUCCUAACCGAUCCAAGUCUGGCCCUUGAUCACCUUAUACCCCUCGACUAGGUCACCUGUUAAAUCUUUGCAACCAAGGGGAAUAUGAGCCUGGGUCCCGACCCGAAACAUCAGCUUCCCUGCUCGUCUGAUGCUGCUUGGCCUACUGUGUACCUCCAGCUCCACACUGUGCUAUCCCAGAUUCUCUGGCAUGGGCAGCGCUUACUGUCUGUGAGCCUGGCCUGUGCUCCCUCUCGGCCAGAAUCGUUGAGGGUUGAAUGCUGGCAGUUUUCUGUCUCACUCCUGCCACAGCAUCUUGCAGUUGAACAAAAGAUUUGGAGAUGUGGGAGGUUACACUGAAUGGCGUGGAUCAGGCACAAGGUGUGCUGAAUCUGGUGCCAUGCGCCCCCUGUAGGUCAUCCCACAGCCCAUUCAGUCGCAGGCAGCAUCGCAGACAAACUGAAUCAGGUUGGCAAUCCCAAAAACAGCCCAGAUUAUCUCCACCUCCCUAACCUGUCCUUCCUCUCAUCUAUCCGCUCCUCCCACCUCAAGCUGCACUCCCGUUUCCUACCUACUAACCUCAUCCCGCCUCCUUGACCUGUCCGUCCUCCUGGACUGACCUAUCUCCUCCCUCUAUCACUCACCUCUACAGGCUCCAUCCGCGCCUCUUUGAUCUGUCUGUCUCCGCUCCACCUAUCUUCUCCUCUAACCAUCUUCUAUCCACCUCCCCCUCUAUCCCUAUUUAUUUCAGAACCCAUUCCCCCUCCCCCUUUUCUGAUGAAGGGUCUAGGCCCGAAACGCCAGCUUUUGUGCUCCUAAGACGCUGCUUGGCCUGCUGCGUUCAUCCAGCUCCACACUUUGUUAUCUUGAACCAGGUUGGCUGCUACUGUCUCGUGAGAUGGGACCUCUGCUGUUGGGCGCUGAUGUCCCUAACCCCUUGCCCUCCCAGGAGUUAGGCGUAGAGGUCCUGGGAACAAGAGUCAGUGAGCAGCUGUGACCACAUCCUGUCAAGGAAGGGUCA